AUGAAUUAUGUAGAAAAUAAUUAUAAAAUAAAAAUAGAUUAUUUAAAUAUCUUAUAUGAAGUUGUUUCCCAUUCUACAAUCUGUUUAAUGACACAUGAAAGACAACAAACAUUAUGCUUGAUUCAGAUGUUCUUACGCGAUGUUACUGAGCAAGAAAAACAAAAUAAACAAUCUGUUGUACAUUUGCAAGAAUUCUCGUCAAAAGAUUGGGCAUUAGAUAAAGUAUUUUACGGGACUAAUUACUUUCCUAAACAAUUAUAUUCAAUAAAUGAUCAACAUGAAUUAUAUGAAUUAUACAAUCCUCAAUGUCAAUUUGAAUUCAUGAAUAAUUCAAAAGAUAUAACUGAUCAACAAAAUUCUACAAUUUCUAACUCAUUUCAAUCAAAUAUUGAUUUGAAACAUGUAAACAAAGUGGAAAACACUUCGAAUGUUGAAGAUGAAAAUAAUGAUAAUAAUGAUGCACAAAGUCACAACAACAACAACAAUGACACCGAUGACAAUUACAAUGAUCAUAAACAAUUUACAAAUGAAUCACAAACUGAUGUAAACUAUAAUAAUAACAAUAAUUACAUUGAGAAAUCUAUGGAAAGUAAUCAUCACUUACAAAAGACUGUUGACAAUUCAAUUUAUAUAAAAAAAACAAUGAAUGAUAAUGAAAAUAUACAGAACGUUUCACAAAUUCACAAUAAAAUGACAUAUUCAAAUCAGAAACUAUUAUGUAUGAAUAAUUGUGCAUUAUGUAAUCAUCAUAUUCAUUCUCAACUCUGUCAUAAUCAUUAUCAUCAUCAUCAACAUGAUAAUAAUAAUUAUUAUUAUUAUCAUAAUCCACACUGUUAUCAUAAUCAUCAUUAUCAUUCUUGUCAAUUUACUAAUGAAUUAUAUUAUAUACCACAAAUUGUCACCUAUUUUCCUGCUAAUGAAUAUCUAUUUCCAUUAUCUACAAAUAAGAAUCAAGCAUUUUAUUCAAUGCCACAUAGUACUAUUCCAGAUCAUAAUAAUGGUACUACUUGUAAUACUACUAUUAAUACUACUACUAAUUCUACCAUUACAAAUAACGGUAAUCAUCCAACAAUAAAUAUUCUAUCCAAUAAACUUCCACAUUAUCAUGCAAAAAUACUUCUACCACAAGAUAAUAGUGUAGAAGCAACAAAUAAUGGCAAUAUACGAUAUUAUGUCGGUGUACCAUGCUCUUAUCCAUCGAAUAUAAUCUGUUCGAAAUAUUCUUCAAAUAAUAUUAAUAAUAAUGUUAGUAAUAAUAAUAAUAAUAAUAAUACUGUACAAACAAGAGAUGAUAUAUUAACUUAUUGUGGUGAACCAUUUAUUUAUUAUACACCAGAUCAAAAUUAUUAUAUUUAUUCCACACCAACAUCAACUAUUACUUCAUCUAUACAAGAAAAUAUUCCUAUAUUGUAA
This is a messenger RNA of Schistosoma haematobium, 1413 nucleotides long. RefSeq lists its product as uncharacterized. The record is from RefSeq and is a predicted model, not a curated record. The coding region runs from base 1 to 1413 and encodes 470 amino acids. Gene Ontology annotation, molecular function: poly(A) RNA polymerase activity. Lineage: Eukaryota; Metazoa; Platyhelminthes; Trematoda; Strigeidida; Schistosomatidae. The transcript is spliced from 3 exons.